Molecule: messenger RNA, 171 nt
Organism: Cladocopium goreaui
Lineage: Eukaryota; Dinophyceae; Suessiales; Symbiodiniaceae
Source: the annotation of a GenBank genome assembly
AUGACUCGAGAAGUGGCUAUCCGGGAGUUGGUCGCCAAAGCGGGCUACCCCGGCCCUUGCCAGGACAUUCUGGACUGCUUGGAGGUGACACGCUACCAAACAAUUGUGGAAAGUGUGUCCUACCAAGACCUUGCAAGCUACGGCUUUCCCUAUGGUGGGCCUGGCAUCUGA